AUGCGAGUGGAAAACAUAGAACAAAUUUGUAAUAUUUCCCCACCAGAUCAACAAAUCAAACCCAAACCACCUGUUCAUUCUAUGGACUUAGAUAAAUCUGAUUCGAAUAAGAAUUUACAACCUAUCCCAUCCUCUCA
Molecule: messenger RNA, 137 nt
Organism: Funneliformis geosporum
Lineage: Eukaryota; Fungi; Glomeromycota; Glomeromycetes; Glomerales; Glomeraceae
Source: the annotation of a GenBank genome assembly